AGAUGUAUGACUAUGCUAGAAGAAGUUCUCAGUCAAGUUACAUGUAGACUUCCGUAAGCGAGAGAUACAUUUGAAAGUUUAUCAAAACUGAGCCCUGUGAUAAUUUUAAAUCAAGACACAAGGCCCAUGUUUUCUGAGUUAUCCUUUAUAUACCUUGCCGGAAACAACAUCAGCAUUAUUGAAGAACAAUACAGAAAAAUGCUUUUUGUCGACUGGAAAGAAGAAGCCCCAUUUAAGAAAGAUGGGCUCCCUACAGACAUUGAACAGUUUUGGAUUGGUGUACUUCACCAUGAGGCAUUUAAAGAGGUCGCCGCCUUUGCCCUUACUUGCCUAAUAACCCCUGUCAACAAUGCUGCAGUUGAGAGGAUAUUUUCUUUUGUAGCCGCCAUUUAAACGAAGGCAAGAAACAGAAUGUUGCUGAAUCUUCUUGAUGAAUCAGGGCAGAAUUAUUGCUUUCAGGCAAAUGUUGCAAAGACUUCACUCCAUCUCCAGAUGCUAAAAAAAACUUCACAUCGGACAAGGUUUAUGCUGUGUGUUCCACUCAUUCCUGUGAAGAGGAUAGUAAUGACCUGGAUCUGGAGCUUUUCAUGUGAUAUAUACGCAGGUCAGCACAUUAGCCGCACCAAGCUUAACCUUUUGAUUGCUGACUUUGUCUGAAGUCUGAAAAACAUCUGAUUGGUGUCAAGAAAACAACCACUUCCUCAAUGUCACAGAAACAAAGGAGCUGGUUGUGGAUUACAGAAGGAAUAGAGACAGGCUAACCCCUAUUGACAUCAAUGGAUCUGGAGUUGAGAAGAUAAACAGCUUUAAGUUCCUUGGCAUACACAUCAUUAAGGACUCACGUAGUCUGUACUUACUGGCUGUGUGCUGAAAAGAGCAGAGUAGAACCUCUUUCACCUCAGAUGGUUGAAGAAGUUUGGGAUGGGGCCCCAAAUCCUAAGAACUUUCUACAGGAACACAACUGAGAGCAUCCUGACUGGGUGCAUCACUGCCUGUCAUGGGAACUGUAUUUCCCUCAAUCGCAGGACUCUGCAGAGAGUGGCUCGGACAGCCCAGCGCAUCUGUAGAUGUCCGCUAUUCAGGACAUUUACAAAGACAGGUGCGUAAAAAUGCCCAUACGAUAUUGGGGACUCAAUUCACCACAACGACAAACUUUUCCAGCUGUUAUCAUCCAGGAGACAUCCACAGCAUAAAAGCCAGGAUCAACAGACUCUAGGACAGAUCCUUCCACCAGGCCAACAGACUGAUUAAUUCUUGCUGAUACAAUUGUAUUUCUAUGUUAUAUUGACUGCCCUAUGUAAAAAUUAUUUAUUAUAAAUUACUAUGUUACACAUUGCACAUUUAGAUGGAGAAGUAAUGUAAAGAUUUCCACUCCUCAUGUAUAUGAAUGAUAUAAGUCAAUUCAAUUCACCCUCUCCACUAUCUGUUCUGGCAUUCUGACUCCAAUCUCUCCUGCAACUUUAGUUUAACCACACACCCUCCCUGGCACACUAGCACAAGCAAGUUUUACCACUAGGAUAUUAGAACUCUGCUGGUAUUCAUUCCCGAACUAACAAAUCCCCUAUCAGCCCUUUGACAUUCCUCUGCUAGGUAAUCCCACCCCAACAGUGUCUAACAUGGUCUAACUCUUGAUGUCGUGGAUGGCCGCAAGAGUACUCUGCGAUGGCUAUUUUACCUCAUUCCCCUUCCUGACCCUCACCCAGUUUUCUCUGUCCUGUACCGUGGGUGUAAGUCACCUCUCUUCAUGACAUAUCCAUCCUUCCCUCUGACUCCUGAAUGAUCCAGAGUUCAUCCAUUUCCAGCUUCAAAUCCCUAACAUGUAGGUUUAUAUGGAGUCAGGUAUGUGACGGUAUCAGGGACACUGGAAGUCUGCCCGCAUUCCCACCAAUGUUCACUCUAAUUUGUAAUGACCAGUCAGUGCAAAAAUCUCGUGCUGUGCAAUUUUUACCCAGUGACAACAACAUGUGUGAACUGAAUUUUAUUUAGAAAGGUAUUCAUUUCAACAGUGAGCAAAUCACUGUCAAUAAGAACUUUGAACUCCUCUGCAUUUGAUCAAGUUCAUCUACACUCUCACACAACCUAUGUAGCAGGCCUAGAGCCGGUAAUGAAGGAUUUUCUCACCAGCACGUUUGCACACAACCUAUAUGUGAUUUUCUUGCUAAAUGAUGCUUUAAGAAGUCAAAUUUCCAAAUAUAACUCCUCUUCUUCCCACUUGUAAAUUCUCCAGCAACUUUUGCAUCACCACAAUACACACAGGUGUUAAAGAGUGUACUAUUACUGUUGCUAUGCUGCUCAUGGGAGAGAGAAACAAAACACAGGCACGACCAUUUGCUACAGAUAAGAUGGGAGAGAGAGAGACUGUUGAUUUAUUGUAUUUUGACUCUUCCUGGAUUAUUUACUUUCACUACAAGGAUUUUACUUUGCUCGUUAACAUUUCUCAGGAGACUGCAGGAGUGACCUGAUUUGAUUGACACCAUCAUUCAGAGUUGAUGGAUAGCUGAGACCCCAUUAGUAGGGAUAAAAGACAGGUCUGGAGAGACACCCUUCAGACACACCAGUGGACGCUGACUGAGGGUUGUGAACCCACAAGGGAGGUGGGGGUUUCAGAGACCGAAUCAGGAGAUCGGUCAAUAAAACUCCCAGUGUGACGGCAGGGCUGGUGGGGACUUGUGUGUGUGUCCACUCAUGCCAGAGUGACGAGUCCACCACAGAAGAACGGUCUAGCUGAAGGACGGAGGGGUUAACAGCCGAAUGACCACAAUGGUGCGAUGGAAUCUAAAGGCAACAGGAAGGUUUGUUGACUGCAGCUGCUCAAUCUCUCGCUCUCUCUCUCUCUCCAAUGAUUACCACACAACAACUAUAUCUAUCUCAGCACGCAUGAACUGAACUGAACUUUAUACUUUUCUAUGACAAUUCAUUUACCCCUAGACAUCGAUAGAGCUGGUUUAUUAUUGCUUAUUAUUAUUCCCACACUUUUAGGUUUAUUAUUGCUAACCUGUGUUAUAUGUAUAUUUGCAUUAUUGGUAUUGUUUUGAUUAUUUUACUAAUAAACACUUUUGAAUAUAGUACCACCAGACUCCAACGGAUUCUUCUCUCUCUGCUGGUCUGACACCCAGUUACGGGGUACGUAACAAGUUGGAGCCUCGUCUUGGGAUUUGAUUAACAAAUUGGGGGGCCAGUGAAUUAGGAUAAAAGUCCCUUAUCUGAACUGGUUGCGCGGACAACCAGACGGGAAACCAGCAGAGAUGGAAAUUGACAAAUUUUUAAAAGAACCAACUACGGGAACAUUAGAGGAUGCCAGAAAGUUGGAAUUGGUGAGUGUUGCGAGACGAUUGAAUCUCUUGGCGGUGAAGCCGGCGAUGACAGAGUUGGAAAUACAGACAGCAAUAGCUGAGUAUUAUGUAUCCCAAGAUGUGUUUCCGUUGGGGGCAUUGGACCUGUUCCCUGAGAGGAAGCAAGUCAAAGGUGAGUUUCAGUUACAGAUAGAAAGAUUAAGGUUGGCUGUGGAGAAGGAGAAAAGGGAGCAUGAGUUCCAGAUAAAGGAAUUGGAGGCUGCAAGGCAGAGAGAAGAAGCUGAUAAGCAGAGGGAGGAAAGCGAGAAGGAGAGGCAGCAUUAUCAGGAAAUGGAGAAGUUAAAGGCAUCGCAGGGAAGAGACCGGGCAGCAGACCCAAAUGAGGGGUUCAAGAUUGGUCAGGAGAUCCAGUUGGUACCUCCAUUAGAGGAGAUGGAUGUCGAUAAGUUCCUCCAUUUUGAGAAGGCUCAGCAAGUGUAUUCGGCAUUGCCUAUGGAUGAGUCUAAGGAUUAGGAGGAAGUAAAAAGGGCUGUACUGAAGAGUUACGAGUUGGUGCCAGAGGCAUACAGGCAGAAGUUCCGGAACUUGAGAAAGCCAUGGAACCACACGUAUUUAGAGUUUGUCCAUGAGAUGCAAAUGUAUUGUGAGCAUUGGUGCGCCUCAAAAGGGGUCGUUGGAGAUUAUGAUAAAUUGUUACAGUUAAUGCUGAUUGAGCAGUUCAAAGGUUGUAUCCCUGAAAGUAUGAAGACGUACUUGGAUGAGAAGGAGACAGAGACUCUUUCUGUGACUGCCAAGUUAGCAGAUGAGUAUGCCUUAACCCACAAGACAAAGUUUUCCUCAAAUAAGAGCUACCAGAGAGGCAGCAGGGACGGUAGAGAAAGCCCACCGGCUAAGGCAGAGAAUAAGCCGGGAACUAGUGGAAAAGGUAAGGAGGAGGUAAAACAGGCUGGCAGGAAGUUUCCUAGCUUUACGUGUUACAACUGUGGGAAAGCUGGUCAUAUAGCAUCUAAGUGCUUUGCUCCAAAGAAGGAGACAGGAAAAGGGAAAACAGUAAUACCUACAGGUUGCAUUGAGCUGGUCAAUAGAUCGAUGAAGAAGGCGGUUAGAUACAGCGCAAGAGGGGCCUGAGAAGUUUAUCUCGGAAGGGACGGUGUCUGUGAAAGAGGGUGAAACCCCAGUUCCAGUGCAGAUCUGGAGAGGUACUGGGUUGGUCAGUCAUUGAUUCUAAAGAAGGUGUUAGAUUUUGGUCCUGAGACCGAGACUGGGGAGGUUGUGUUAAGAGAUAUCGGAAAAGGGACUGAGGCUGUACCUUUGCACAGGAUAUUUCUGAAAUGUGACCUGGUAUCUGGACCAGUCGAAAUAGGGGUGCGGUCAAAACUACCAGUGGACGGCGUGGACGUCCUACUUGGUAAUGAUCUGGCAGGUGGUGACGUGUAUUCAGCAGUGAAAUUAACAAGCAAGCCUGUAAGUGCUGAGGACCUGCCCUUAGGUUCUGAUUUAUCCCGCAUGCGCAGUCACUCGCAGUAUGUCUAGAAAGGCGGCUGAGAACGGAGCCAGUUUAAAUGAGUCCAGUGUUGAUUUAGCAGCGACAUUUUUACUGACCCUGUACCAAGAGGGGUUAGAGGAUGGUAAAACGGAGGAUAGUGGAGUUAAGGAAAGUAAGGGAGACGAAGCAGAUUUAGUGUUGUCAAGGAACAAAAUUUUGACCCUUGCCCAUAAGAUACCCCUAGGUGGACAUUUUGGAGUGAGGAAGGAGGUUAAGGAGGCAGAGAGUAAAGAUAAGAAGUUAGAAGGUCCAGGGUUGGACACGGAUGAUCUGUCUGGCUUGACAGAGCUGUUUUCAGUUGAAGAAGUUAAGUGUGUUCCUGAUGAUGUGAGAGCAGUCCUAGAUGAAAAGGUUGCCGCUACCUUGAGGGAGUCUGCUGGGUUAGCAGACGAAGUUGUUUUAACCCGCAAGGUUGAGCUUACUCCAGAUGGGAUUUGCCCAGAGAGUACCUGGGAGGAUCAGGGGAACUUAGAAUUUGAAAAAGAGACUGGUAUUGAAAGCCUAAAAGAGGCAGAUGUCCCAUUUGCUUGUGUUCAGGUUGUGAAGGAUGUGGAGUCACAGGGUACUGAACCUUGUGUGCAAGCUCAGAAAAAGUCUGAGGUAUCUGAUUUAGUUGAAAAGGAAUACAGUUCUUUUGGACUUGGUUCAGUGGAGAAAAGGUUAACCUUGGCACUGGCAGAAAGUGAGAAUUCUCAGUCUCUUGUGUUAGAAGGUGUGUUUAAAAUUAGCGAUGAAAUGGAAGCUGGUGAGAUUAAUAUUAUUGAAGGAAAAAGGAAAAGUAUUGCUCCUAAACAUUUGAAAAAAGUAAAUUUAAAGUCAGGUUUGGUUCCAGAAUUUUUGACAAAAGGGAAGGGACCGUUAACCAAACAUUGGCUUGUUAACAAGGUGCCUGCGAAUCAAUUACAGAUUGUUUUGAAAUUUAAGGAUAAACAACUCGAUGUUGUUCAAGGAUGUGAUUUGGAGAGGCAGAACUUGAAGUGUUGUUUUGAUCAAGAGGGAUCACCUGCAGGUUAAAUUGGAAACUAAUAGAAUUAAAGAUCCUGAAAAUAAAAUUAAUGACCUGCUUAAAAUUAAUGAAUUGCGUUGAAGUUCAGAAAAUGGGUUUAGUUUGGAAAACAUUGGUGAUAAGGCAGCUCCUGUGAAAGGAGUCUGUGAAGUCCUAUUCCAAGCUGGUGAGCAAGCUAACGAUGUGAGGGUUAAGUGGAAAAGGGACAAAGGUUGUCCAAAUGCCACUUUGAAUACAGGAUCUGGUUUUGUGGGAAUUUGACUUUUUUUGACAAAGCAUGUGAAAGAUAAAAACACCAUGGAAGAUUGACUGUUUGAAUGUUAAGUUUAAAAGUGAAAGAGAGAUUAGUAUUCGCAGAAACUUCUGUAAUGUAUUACAUUAUAAUCACACAUGUAUUGGAUCGCAUUUUAUAAUAUACACCUAAGCUAAGAUCACAAUCCCUUGGUAUUUUUGGUUAACAUGAAAAAUAAAAAAAGGAGGUUAUUAAGUUGGAGACUGUUGUUACAGGAAUUCGAUAUUAAAAUACAACAUGUAAAGGGGAGUGACAAUGUAAUUGCUGAUUGUUUAUCCAGAUGUUAAUUUGAAUGUGUAUCUAUAUUAUUUUUGUAGUUAAGACAACUUCUGUAUUUUGUUAAACUCUGUAAUUCAGUAAUGUGCUUUAUUAGUUAACUUUCACCUUGGUGAAAAUUCCUGGAAGGAUGGGGGUGUUAUGAGUAAUGAACAGACCUAAUGCACAAUGGGGUGCAGAGUUAACCACCCACCCCCCUGAGAAUCAUGGACUGUUGCUAUGCUGCUCAUGGGAGAGAGAGACAAAACACAGGCACAAACAUUUGCUACAGAUAAGAUGGGAAGAGACAAACAGUUGACUUAUUGUAUUUUGACUCUUCCUGGAUUAUUUACUUUCACUACAAGGACUUUACUUUGCUCGUUAACAUUCCUCGGGAGACAGCAGGAGUAGCCUGAUUUGAUGGACACAGUCAUUCAGAGUUGAUGGAUAGUUGAGACCCGUUAGUAGGGAUAAAAGACAGGUCUAGGGAGACACCCUUCAGACACACCAGUGGACACUGACUGAGGGUUAUGAACCCACAAGGAAGGUGGGGGUUUCGGAGACCGAAUCAGGAGAUCGGUCAAUAAAACUCCCAGUGUGACAGCAGGGCCGGUGGGGACUUGUGUGUGUGUCCACUCAUGCCAGAGUGACGAGUCCACCACAGAAGAACGGUCAUAGCCGAAUGACCACAAUGGUGCAACAGAAUCAAAAGGCAACAGGAAGGUUUGCUGACUGCAGCUGCUCAAUCUCUCACUCUCUCUCUCUCUCUAACGAUUACCACACAACAACUGUACCUACCUCAGCACGCAUGAACUGAACUGAACUUUAUACUUUUAUAUGACAAUUCAUUUACCCCUAGACAUCGAUAGAGCUUGUUUAUUAUUGCUUAUUAUUAUUCCCACACUUUUAGGUUUAUUAUUGCUAACCUGUGUUAUAUGUAUAUUUGCA
Hypanus sabinus (Atlantic stingray) is the source of this 7340-nucleotide messenger RNA. RefSeq lists its product as uncharacterized. The transcript is spliced from 2 exons. The record is from RefSeq and is a predicted model, not a curated record. Bases 4819 to 5853 code for a protein of 344 amino acids. Lineage: Eukaryota; Metazoa; Chordata; Chondrichthyes; Myliobatiformes; Dasyatidae.